AUGGGAGCAGUGCUACGAGCUGCUGGAGCCGAACAUGCCGCUGAUGUCGACUUAUUUUCACUGGUGAAUAUACUUACAGUGGCGAUGGUUGGUACAAGACCUACCGCUCAUCGAAUGGGCCUUAUGGCAAAGUAAGU
Messenger RNA from Strongylus vulgaris, 137 nucleotides. The record is from the annotation of a GenBank genome assembly. NCBI's taxonomy places the organism in Eukaryota, Metazoa, Nematoda, Chromadorea, Rhabditida, Strongylidae.